AGCAGCAACAACAUAAACAAAACUCACCAACUCUCGCGAACCUCCAUAUCUCUCAAUUACAUUUCUUUUCAAUAAGCCACGCAUGAAACAGAAGCUUGAACCAAAUUAAAAACCUUUCAUUUUCGAGGGUCCUCUGAAGCAAAGAAGAAACCUUUCUUAUUUUUUAUUUUUAAAUUUUUUUUAUAUGGAAAACCCAAGAACAAGAAGUGGCAGCCCCUUGUGCUCAUCUUCUAGCCUAGAUGCUUUGACUACAACACUAAGCAGCUCAAUUCAAGCUCUGGGUCGUGGCUUUGAUGUCACUUCAGAUAUACGGCUGUUAUAUUGCAAAGGGGCACCUGGUUCAAGGUUGGUUCAGCUUGAUGAAGAUCAUACCGACGAUCUUGUUUUGUCUGGUAGGGUUAUUGUGCCCAACGUGUCUGCCGAUAUCAAGUGGUCAAUGGGAAAGGGUGACAUCGAGAGAAAACCAGUUUGUAGCUUCCAUGAGAUGUCAGGAUACUUUAAUGAGAAAUCUGGUAUAGCAGGGCGUGUUCCGCUGGGAAGCUUUAAUGCAAUGUUCAAUUUCACUGGUUCUUCACGAGUUGAUGCAGCUGCUACAAAAUCCCUUGCCAUGGUUGGAUACUUAAUUCCCCUAUGCACCGUCAAAUUAGCUAAGCAGAAUUUAAUUCUGCAUGAAGAUGUCAGGCGCGCUGUUCCUUACACUUGGGAUCCUGCAGCUUUGGCAAGUUUUAUUGAAAAUUAUGGUACGCACAUUGUUACUUCUGCUACAAUUGGUGGGAGAGAUGUUGUUUAUGUCAGACAGCACCAGUCAUCUCCUUUAUCGCUAACAGACAUUGAGAACUAUGUGAAAGACAUUGGGGAUCAAAGGUUUCUGGACUCCAAAGGCCAGUCAAGUGCUGCACCUUUAAAAUACAAGGACAAGGAUGUUACAGUCAUCUUUAGGAGGAGAGGAGGUGAUGACCUUGAGCAGAGUCAUGCAAGGUGGGCAGAGACUGUGCAAUCGGCACCAGAUGUCAUUAACAUGACAUUUAUGCCCAUUGUUUCUCUUCUUGAAGGAGUGCCUGGUAUAAAACAUUUGGCCCGUGCAAUCGAACUAUACUUGGAGUACAAGCCACCAAUCGAGGAUUUACAAUAUUUCCUGGAUUUUCAAAUUGCUCGUGUUUGGGCUCCAGAACAGAGCAACAUUCAAAGGAAGGAACCGGUGUGUUCAUCCCUUCAGUUUAGCUUAAUGGGCCCCAAGCUUUAUAUCAGCCCGGAUCAGGUAACAGUUGGCCGUAAACCAGUUACUGGGCUUAGGCUUAGCUUAGAAGGCAACAAGCAGAAUAGACUAGCAAUUCAUUUGCAGCACCUAGUGUCCCUUCCAAAAAUCCUUCAACCCCACUGGGAUGUGCACAUGGCCAUAGGUGCACCCAAGUGGCAAGGUCCUGAGGAGCAAGACAGCCGUUGGUUUGAACCCAUCAAGUGGAAAAACUUCUCCCAUGUAAGCACUGCACCAAUAGAACACACUGACACUUGCAUUGGAGACCUCUCUGGUGUCCACAUUGUCACAGGAGCUCAGCUUGGUGUAUGGGACUUUGGUUCCAAAAACGUAUUACACCUGAAACUUCUCUUCUCUAAAGUACCAGGCUGCACGAUAAGGCGAUCUGUAUGGGAUCAUAGUCCAUGCAGCCUUUCUACUGCACAGAGGACCGACGGAUCUUCAUCAUCAGUUUCGAGUGAGAGAACUUCUGACAAUAAAAAGGAAGAUAGUUCAAGCCAUGUUGGGAAACUUGCAAAGAUUGUGGAUUCAACUGAAAUGUCAAAAGGACCACAGGAUAGUCCAGGCCAUUGGUUGGUUACAGGGGCUAAGCUUGGGGUGGACAAGGGGAAGAUUGUAUUGCGUAUUAAGUACUCAUUACUGAAUUACUGAUCCAUUAUUUUCUUUUGGUAGGAUUACUCCUUUUCCACGUGUAAGCAUACUCGAAGCAUUCUUUGCAGUACAGGCGGUCCUUGUUAGUUCCAUUCUUGUGUACAUUGUGGCUCUUUUUGUUUGUUUAUUUGUCCUUACAGUUGAUAGUCAGAUUAUUAGGUCUAUGACAACUCUUUUCCUCCAUUUAUUUGAUUUUCAGAAAAUCAGGCUAUUAUUAUCCAAUAAACACAGCUUUGUUAUGUGAA
Molecule: messenger RNA, 2151 nt
Organism: Gossypium raimondii (Peruvian cotton)
Lineage: Eukaryota; Viridiplantae; Streptophyta; Magnoliopsida; Malvales; Malvaceae
Product: MACPF domain-containing protein CAD1
Exons: 6
Coding region: 185-1906 (573 amino acids)
Biological process (GO): plant-type hypersensitive response; regulation of salicylic acid mediated signaling pathway
Cellular component (GO): plasma membrane
Source: RefSeq, a predicted model, not a curated record